Dromaius novaehollandiae (emu) is the source of this 7612-nucleotide messenger RNA. It is a transcript of the gene C5, whose product is annotated as complement C5. The transcript has 43 exons. Gene Ontology annotation, molecular function: protein binding; endopeptidase inhibitor activity. NCBI's taxonomy places the organism in Eukaryota, Metazoa, Chordata, Aves, Casuariiformes, Dromaiidae. Bases 429 to 5465 code for a protein of 1678 amino acids. Gene Ontology annotation, cellular component: extracellular region. The record is from RefSeq and is a predicted model, not a curated record.
UCUAAAAAACAUUGUAUUUGAUAUAAUUAAUUUUUUUUCCUUCAGAAAAAAUCUAAAAUCAAAAGCUUUGGUAAAAUAUUUUCUGAAGGAAAAAUUGAAUCUGUAUUUUUUUAGCUACCUCUGAAAAGGAUUUUAUGUGUAGCUAUAAAACAGAGAGAAGGUUUGGAAUGAUAUUGUUAGGAUUACUUUGUACAUAUUAAAAAAUUUAAAUCCUAAAUUCAAAAAUUAAUUCCUAAAUUUACUUGUUCUGCCUUCUUUGAAAGUUAAUGAGUUGGGAGGGUGAAGUCACAUUGUAAUAAGACAAGAUAUGCGAUUAAUUAUUAACUAUUAGUGAAAUGCAGUGGUGAUAUUUGGCUUUUACUGCAGAUGAACAGAAAUACAAUUUAAUCUGUAUUUGCUAGCAUUUAUGCUUUGCUAUUUGUGAUGCUAUGGCUAUUUUAAUAUUUCUUUUUGUUUUGCUAUUUUCUGGAACAAGUUUCAGUCAAGAGAAAACAUAUGUUCUUACAGCACCAAAGAUUUUUCGAAUUGGGGCAUCUGAAAAAGUCGUAGUUCAAGCUUUUGGUUACGAGAAGGAAUUUCCUGUCAAUAUUGCCAUAAGAAGUUUUCCAGAUAAGCUUGUUGCUUAUUCUUCUGGCUACAUUUCUUUAACUCCAGCCAAAAAAUUCCAAGGCGCUGUAACUUUAACACUUCAACCAGCAGAUUUACCAAGAACAGCCAAUUCAGUCCAAUAUGUGUAUUUGGAAGCUGUUUCUCCACAUUUUACAAGAUUAAAAAAAAUUCCAGUUUCCUAUAAGAAUGGAUUUCUCUUUAUUCAGACAGACAAACCUAUUUAUACUCCUGAUCAAUCAGUGAAAGUCAGAGUUUACUCUUUGAAUGAAGAACUGCAGCCAGCUCGGCGAGAAACUGUCCUAACUUUUGUGGAUCCUGAUGGAGUAAAAGUGGAUAUUACAGAAGAAGAUGAUUUUACUGGAGUAGUUUCUUUUCCUGACUUCAAGAUUCCUUCUAAUCCUAAGUAUGGAAUUUGGAGGAUUGAAGCCAAGUACAAGAAGAAUUUUGUCACCUCGGCUGUUGCGAAAUUUGAAGUUAAGGAAUAUGCAAUGCCAAGCUUUUCUGUCAUCAUAGAGCCAGAAAAUAACUUUAUUAGCUCUGAGAAAUUUGAGAACUUCAGGAUUACUGUGAGAGCCAGCUAUUUUUAUAAUAAAAGGCUUCCAAGUGCUGAUGUUUUUGUUCGUUUUGGAAUAAUUGAAGAAACUGGAAAAAAAAUGAUACCUCAUGCUAUGCAUGUAACUAAGAUUGUAGAUGGAGUUGCUGAAAUCAAUUUUAACAGUAAAAAAGCAGUUAGUUUUAUCGGGUUUCAAAGACUAGAAGAGUUGGAUGGGUCACGCUUAUAUAUUGCAGCAUCAGUGCUGGAGUCUAUGGGUGGCCUUAGUGGUGAGGCAGAAUUUGAUGGAGUCAAAUACGCUGUAUCUCCUUACAAACUGAACUUGAUUGCCACUCCUCUCUUUGUGAAGCCUGGACUUCCAUUCUUCAUUAAGGUGCAGGUGAAAGAUACAGUAGAUCACUUUGUUGGAAACCUCCCCAUAACUGUCACUGUAAAAUCAUUUAGCGAGCAAAUGGAUGCGACUGAGCUGAUAUCUGAGGGUUCGGAGUCUGGGAGAAGAAAAACAAGUGUGAAUGAUGGAACUGCUUUAUUUGUUGUUAAUAUCCCAUCUGAUAACAAAAUAUUAGAGUUUCAGGUUAGAACUGCAGAUCCAAGUCUUUCGGAUGAAAACCAAGCGACUAAAACCUAUGAAGCAAAAGCUUAUUCAUCACUAAGUCAGAGUUACCUGUAUAUUGACUGGGCUUCAAACCACAAAAUACUGGAAGUAGGCAAUUUCGUAAAUAUUAAUGUAUACCCACGUAGUCACUAUAUUCAUAAAAUACAUCACUACAGCUAUUUGGUCAUGUCAAAAGGGAAGAUAGUAAGCUUUGGAACUCAAGAGAGAAUUAAGGAUUUGGAAUAUGAGCAUCUAAGUUUUCAGAUAACCCAAGAAAUGGUUCCUUCAGCCCGUCUUAUUGUUUACUAUAUUGUCAUGGGAGAAGAAACUGCUGAGUUAGUAGCUGAUUCAGUUUGGCUGAAUGUGGAACAGAAGUGUGGGAAUAAUCUUGAUAUUAAGCUGCUAUCAAGCAAACAGAUACUGAAGCCAGGAGAAGUUGUAUCACUUAACAUGAAAACGCAGUUCAGUUCCUUUGUUGCUCUGUCAUCUAUUGACAAAGCAGUGUAUGGAGUCACAGGAGGAGGAAAGAGACCUAUGGAAAAAAUAAUGCUACAUUUGGAAAAGAGUGACCUUGGAUGUGGUGCUGGAGGAGGACGGAACAAUGUUGAUGUAUUUCGAAUGGCUGGGCUUACGUUUUUAACUAAUGCAAAUGCUGAUGAUUCAAAUGAAGCAGAUGAAACCUGCAAUGAAAUUUUGAGAACCAAACGGUCUGAUUUCAAGGAACGGAUACUCCAGGAAGCAUCCAAAUAUAAACAUCCAGAAAUUCGAAAAUGUUGUAUGGCUGGUGUAAAAGCAUAUCCAGUCAGUGAGACUUGCAGUGAUAGAGCUCGACGAAUUCGGAGUAGUGAAAAGUGCAUUUCGGCAUUCAAAGAUUGCUGUGAAUUCGCAAACAGACUGCGGGAGGAAGAGCCUAAUAAGCUCCUGAUAUUGGCAAGAAUGCAUUUUGAGGCCGUAUUGGAAUUGGAUGAAGCAGACAUACGAAGUUAUUUCCCUGAAAGCUGGUUAUGGGAAGUUCAUGAAGUUUCUCCAAGGUCAAAGACUCUGUCUAUCACUCUGCCUGAUUCACUGACUACCUGGGAAGUACAAGGUGUUGGCAUAUCUGAUAAAGGUAUAUGUGUUGCGGAGCCCCUGGAAGUGCAGGUUUCAAAGGAUAUCUUCUUGAGCAUUUAUGUUCCUUAUUCUGUGGUGCGAGGAGAACAAAUUGAGUUAAAAGGAUCAGUUUAUAACUAUGGAGAUUCUGUAAUUAAGUUCUGUGUUAAAAUAGCAGCUGGAGAUGGAAUCUGUUCUUUUGGAGAUACUGCAACUACUGGGGUGAUGAUACACAAGUGUAAUUUUAAGUAUCUAGAUGGUGGUUCAUCAUUACCAAUUACAUUCAGGAUACUUCCUUUGGAAUUAGGUCUUCAUACUAUCAACUUUACACUGCUGACCGCCCGGAAUAGUGAAAUUGUAGUUAAAACACUACGUGUAAUGCCAGAAGGCAUUAAAAGAGAACUUCAUGCAGGUUUUACUUUGGAUCCGCAAGGUGUUUAUGGUUUAAUCAAGAGACGACAAGAAUUUAGAUAUAAAAUCCCCCUAAAUGUGGUGCCUAAAACGAAAAUUGAUAGAAGUGUCAGUGUAAAAGGGCAUCUUAUGGGUGAAGUGAUUGCCACAGUCCUCAAUCCUAGUGGUCUCGAUUUUCUUACUAACCUGCCAAAGGGCAGUGCAGAGGCGGAGCUUAUGAGUGUUGCCCCAGUAUUUUAUGUGUUUCACUACCUGGAACAAUCAAAUAACUGGCAUAUACUGGGUCCUAAAACCUUAGCUUCAAGAACUGAAAUGAGGAGGAAGAUGAAAGAAGGAAUUGUAAGCAUCUUGUCGUUCAGAAAUCCUGACUUCUCAUAUAGCAUGUGGAAGAAUGGGCAAGCUAGCACAUGGUUGUCAGCUUUUGCUUUAAGGAUUUUUGGACAAGUUAAUCAAUACAUAAGUCUUGAUCAGCUUUCUGUUUGUAAUUCACUUCUGUGGCUGAUUGAUAACUGUCAAAUGCCAGAUGGGUCAUUCAGUGAAUUUUCAAGUUAUCAACCAGUGAAACUACAGGGUACAUUACCUACAGAGGCUAAAGAAAAAUCUUUGUAUCUCACAGCAUUUUCUCUUAUUGGAAUUGACAAGACAAUUAAAAUAUGUCCUACUCAGAGAAUCCAUGAUGCUAGAAAUAGAGCAGGAGAUUAUUUGUUGAAAAAUGUGCAAUCUGCUGAAAGCCCCUUUACGAUGGCAAUAACUACGUAUGCUUUAGCUCUUGUGGACUUGAACCAUCAGUCUGCACGGUCAGCAUUCUCUGCACUGAAGAAGGAAGCGUUUGUCAUAGGUGACCCACCUAUUUAUCGUUUUUGGAAAGAUGCUUUCAAAACGGUAGGCAAAGACACUCCACACGCUGUUACUGCACAAAUGGUUGAAACUACUGCAUAUGCCUUGCUUACUGCUUUGUUGAGAGGGGACAAAAACUAUGCUAAUCCAAUUAUCAAAUGGUUGUCUGAAGAACAAAGAUAUGGUGGAGGAUUUUAUUCGACUCAGGAUACAAUUAAUGCCCUUGAGGCCUUGACUGAAUAUUCACUUCUUGUCCAACGGCUUAAUUUGGACAUGAGUGUUAAGGUAGCAUACAAACAUUAUGGAGAUCUUCAUCUGUUUAAACUGACAGAAGAUAAUUUCGUGGGAAGAACUGUGACAUUACCUUUGGAUGAUGACAUAUAUGUAAGCACUGGCAGCAGCGCUGGCUUAGCUACAGUAAAUGUGAAGACAGUAUAUAAUAUAAUCGGUACUUCUGAAGAGUCAUGUAACUUUGAAUUGAAGAUUGUUCCAAAGAGAGAUGAUGGUUACAGAAAAGAAGAUGGUGAGCUACCUGGGCGCUUAGAGGCUUGUGCAAAGUACAAGCCCAGCACAAGAGAGCCACAGUCAGGGUCUGCACAUGCUGUGAUGGAUAUAGGUUUAGUUAGUGGACUGGAAGCAAAUACAGAAGACUUGUCUACUCUUGCAAGUGGAGUUGAUCAAUUGAUAGCAGAUUAUGAGAUUAAAGAUGGGCAUGUUGUUCUACAAAUAGACUCUGUGCCAGCUAAUAAUUUCCUCUGUGUUGGAUUCAGAAUAAGUGAGCUUUUCCAUGCUGGAAUGAUAAAUCCUGCCACAUUCACUGUCUAUGAAUAUCAUGCACCAGAUAAACAGUGCACUAUAUUAUAUAACCCAUAUGGAGAUGAAAAACUUGUGAGAUUGUGUGAAGGAGAUGAAUGUAAAUGCAUGGAAGCUGAGUGUAGUCAGGUACAACAGAGACUAGAUCGGUCAAUAACCGCUGAUAAACGUCGAGAAGCUGCAUGCCAGAAUGACAUUGCAUAUGUUUAUAAAGUGAACAUUUUAUCUCGCAGUGAAGAAGGUUAUUUUGUUAAGUAUUCUGCAACUCUUCUGGAUCUCUAUAAAAGAGGGAAGGCUUUUGCUCAAAAAAAUAAUGAAAUAACCUUUGUGAAAAAGAAGACCUGUGCUGAUGUUGAAUUGGGCCCUGGAAUGCAGUAUUUGAUCAUGGGAAAAGAAGCGUUGAAGAUGAGCGUUGGUUAUAAUUUCAAAUUCCAGUACCCUUUGGACUCCAGCACUUGGAUUGAAUGGUGGCCUUCAAAUAUAGCCUGUACAUUUUGUCAAGAGUUUUUAAAUACAAUGGAAGAUUUUGCUGAAGAUCUCAUCAUCAAUGGCUGUUGAUUUACUUAGAGAAUUUUUAAAUGAAAAGUAUAGAUCAAAUCUCAUUUGGUGGGGAGGAACUCAGCUCUUUAGUAAUUCUUUCCAGAAGUUAACAUUCAUCGCUAGUUUAUCUCGGGAAAUGCUCUUUGCUUGUAUUUUUUAGCCAUUUCUUUAAAAAAUAAGAAUGUUCAAAUUAUGAUUUUUAAGCUUGGACAGUAGAAUAAUGUAGAAUAUUGCAAAGACAUUUGAAGUCAGAUGAUGUGAAAUGAAAUGACCAUAUAAACAAACAUGGGCAGUACUGUCUUGUGCCAGAACAAAUUGAAAUCCAGUGUCUUAUAAAAACAUAAACCUUCCUUCAACAAAAAGUAAAACAAAAAAUAAAAUUUAACAAAUAAUUUUGUUACAACUUUAAUUGCCAGGCAAUUUGAUUAAAAUGUGAGCGAUGUAUCUGUUUUACAUUUGGAAUGAAAUAGUAUUUCUUGCUGACUUCUUGCUUAGGUUUUACAGCAAAACCUACCACAAUAGCAUCCAAGUAUUUAGGAUGAAAGCCUUGUCCAGCCCCAUUUCCUUCAUAAUGAAUGUUUUAAAAGUUUGAUUUCCAACUAAAGUAUUGAACUGUGGAAGACAAUUCAUAAAGCUAUUUAGAUUGUGCCAAGAGCCAUACUGAAGCCAGAUAGUCUUUACUCCUUUGUGCUUUUUCAGCUCCCAUAGUUCCUUAUACCUUAGAAUUGCAGAUGACAGAAUCUUGCUCUCUUUAUCUAAGCUAGUAUCCAGGCAUCUAUCAUAACAUGGUGAGUGACAUUUUUCAUUCAGCGUGUGGUUGGAAUCGCAGAUUUUUAAGUUAAAUAAUCCGAAAGCUUUACUAAAUUAAUAAAUCGCAGUUUCUUCCAGUUUGUAUACUGGCAAUAUAUGAAGAAUCACUUCAUCAGCCACUGAAAGGUAACCAUCUGUUGUCUGAAAUGCAAAGAUUUGUUUUAACAGUGCGCUGAAACACCACAAUGCAUCUCAAAAAACUCCUUCUACCCCCAAUUGAAACAAAAUAUAUCAGAAAUGUACAGUUCAUGUUCUAUAUGUUGAAAGGGGCAACUUAACAGUUCACUCCUUAAAAAUGAACUGGACCUAUGAUUUUUAAAACAAUCAGGGAGACCUUAAAUAUAUCUGGCUGCAUUUCAGUUAUGAAGUGAUUCUUGUCAGCAUUGAAGACAUUGUCAUUUGCAAAGCGUUUGGCAGGGAAAGCUUUCCGUACAAGUAAAGCAGUUAAUAAGCUUUUGAAAAUCCUAUUUGUGUGUGCGACAGAAAACUUUCAUUAGAAAUUUGUGGAAUCUGCACAGCCAGUUAUUAUUUACUUGUAAAGUGUCAAAAGUGUAUUCACAGGAAUUAACAGUUUUAUUUUCCUAAGGAAUCUUUUUCAGAAGAAUUUGAACAUGCCAUAACACUUUCUCUGAUGAGGCAAAAAGCAUUUUUUCUGAAGUGCUGACUGGGUGUGCUGCAAGUACAAAGCUAUUUUUCAUGAUAACUAUGAUAUCUUACCAAUAAUAAACUCCCAUAAUACUCAUCUGAAACUUUGGAAGAAAUACAGGAAGAUCUUAAGGGGCAUAUUAGUUUAAUUUGGAAUUUUUAGCCAAGUCUGUCAGCCAAAUUAUGUGUAUUAGCACAAGCUAGGCAGUCUAAUACCUUGUCUGUCUUGUUUAUGUUAACUAGAAGAACAUAGAUUUUUAUACUUAUAUAUGUCAUUUUCAAAUCAGGCCCGGUAUGCUGAGAAAAUAAAUAUGUUCGUGCUUUAUAAGAGGAUUAUCUCAGAGUUUGCAGUUUAACUGCACGUCUGAAAGCAAACAAUAACGAUGGCUUUAGACUAAACUGUUUGGUUUACCUUCAUAAGAGAACAUACUACACCAUCUCUGCUUGGGAGAUCGGGUGUCAAGCAUUGGUUCAGGAGCCAUGAGUAGCUCACAUGCUUCUGGACUCAGGAAAAGCAUAUGAAUAAUGCUGCUUCUAUAUAUAUUUGUCCCCUAUGUAAAAUGUUUCUGCAGAAUCCAGCACAGAUGCCAUGUGGGCACAGUUACUGCAUGGCCUGUGUUGUCUGGUUAUUAAGGAAUAUCCUUGAUCCGGAGUGUUUAAUUUGUGGAAAGAAGAUAGUCACAGAUGAUGCAAUUUUUAAUUUUGGCUCU